CUAGCAGCUGGCUCGUUCGUAUUACUGUGUAAGUUCACGGUAAACCCCACUGUACAUCGUACAUUUCGCGCUCUUACGUCUUAACUCGUGGUCCCACAGCGUGACAUUUCAUCGCGGCAGUUUGCCCAUUUGGUGCAAAGCCUAACGACGUUAACGAGUCAACUCGUGCCGUCCCAACAGUGGACGAAACACGGGUGUGAGAUGAGAUCACGAAUUGUGCUGUACGGCCGGUAAUUCCGUAGUACCUGCUCGGAAUGAGAGGAUGAAUCAUCGGCCUUUUGACAUCACCUAUGCUUGAAGGAACGGCGUAAUUCGAAUAAAAUUAAGAAACCCAUUGAAACAAACAUGACUAAAAGAUUCGAAUUCAAUUGGCAAAUGGAAGUGCCGGAGGCACUUCGCAUUGGCUGUGUAUGUGACCGCUGGACCGAGGAAAAGGACAACACUGAAAUUGAGCUGAAUUGCACGUUCAAGGUCGAUGAAUACGGUUUCUUCAUCUAUUGGCAGAGUGAGGGCAAGGACGGGGACGUUAUCGAGUUGUGCCAAGUGAGCGACGUGCGGGCUGGUGGUGUGCCUAAGGAUCCGAAGCUCUACGACAAGUUGGUCUCGAAGCAUGGCGAACAGUUGGAUGAUAAAAGUCUGACCAUAUGCUCUGGAGUCGAUUACACCAAUAUAAAUUAUCAGCACGUUGUUUGUUCAGACACCACUACGGCGAAGAUAUGGCUGGCUGGAAUUCGUCGUAUUACACAUAAUGUAAAAGCUAAUAACGUUUGCCCGUUGACUUGUCUAAAAAAACAUUGGAUGAGAUUGAGAAUGCUCGUGGAUCCCAAUGGAAAAGUUCCGGUGAAGGUAGUUGCAAGGACCUUCGCAUCAGGGAAAACAGAAAAGCUCGUUUAUCACUGUCUCUCUGAACUUGGUUUGCCGAGCGGAAAAAAUGAUGUUAUAGAGCCGGAUGAUUUCACCUUCGAAGCAUUUUAUGCACUUUACCAUAAAAUCUGCCCCAGAAAUGAUAUCGAAGAACUGUUCCAAUCCAUAACUCAGGGUAAAGCCGACACAAUCAAUUUGGAACAGCUGAUUACGUUUUUGAACGAGAAACAGCGCGAUCCGACUCUGAAUGAGAUACUAUAUCCGUUGUAUGACGAGAAGAGAGCGUCGGAGAUCAUCCAUGAUUACGAGCAGAAUGAAGUAGCAAGAAAUCAAAAGACAAUGACGAAGGAUGGCUUUAUAAGAUAUCUCAUGUCGGACGAGAAUGCUCCAGUAUUUCUCGACAGACUGGAUGUCUACAUGGAUAUGGAUCAACCAUUGGCCCACUACUACAUAAAUUCAAGUCACAAUACCUAUUUGAGUGGGCGGCAAUUCGGUGGCAAGAGUAGCGUGGAAAUGUACAGACAAGUGCUGCUGGCAGGCUGCAGAUGCGUUGAGCUGGACUGCUGGGACGGAAAAGGCGAAGACGAAGAGCCCAUCAUUACCCAUGGGAAAGCAAUGUGCACUGAUAUCUUAUUCAGGGAUGUUAUUUACGCUGUUCGAGACACGGCAUUCGUCACGUCUGAUUAUCCGGUUAUUCUCAGUUUUGAGAAUCACUGUAGCAAGACGCAGCAGUAUAAACUGGCGAAAUAUUGCGAUGAGAUACUGGGCGAUCUCCUGCUGAAGGAGCCCGUGAAAGAUUAUCCGCUGGAGCCUGGCGUAUCGUUGCCACCGCCAAGUCUCCUGAAACGUAAGAUUCUCAUUAAGAACAAAAGACUAAAGCCAGAAGUCGAGAAGCAGGAAUUGGAGCUCUUCAAACAGGGGCAAUUUGUCAUUGAAGAUGAGGUGAAAGAAGACGCUAGUGCACCACCAGGAGUGGCAGCAGUCGUCGAGCAACAGCAAUCGGUAGACUCUGCAAUUGUUGAUGUCAUCGUGCAACAACAGUCGCAGAACUCCAGCGGCGGUCCAGCCGGCCUAGGAGACAGCCUGGAACUGGCUGUUGUCCAGCAAGUACCUUACACUGGAAGUACCACCAAUGUCCACCCCUGGCUGUCUUCAAUGGUGAAUUAUGCUCAACCAAUAAAGUUCCAAGGUUUCGACAUCGCAGAACAGAAGAAUGUCCAUUACAACAUGUCUUCCUUCGCCGAGAACACCGGUCUAAAUCACUUGAAGACAUCAGCUAUUGAAUUUGUCAAUUAUAACAAACGCCAAAUGAGUCGGAUCUACCCGAAAGGCACACGAGCCGACUCUUCUAAUUAUAUGCCACAGGUCUUUUGGAACGCUGGUUGCCAAAUGGUUUCACUGAAUUUCCAAACGGCCGACUUGCCAAUGCAACUCAACCAAGGUAAAUUCGAAUAUAACGGCUCGUCGGGUUAUUUAUUGAAGCCAGAUUUCAUGAGACGCGCUGAUCGAAGUUUCGAUCCAUUCGCUGAGAGCCCAGUUGACGGUGUGAUUGCUACUCAAUGCAGUGUCCAAGUCAUUGCUGGACAAUUUUUAUCAGACAAGAAAGUUGGCACGUACGUGGAGGUUGAAAUGUAUGGCCUACCGACAGAUACGAUACGGAAGGAGUUUCGGACUAAAGUUAUCCCGGCUAAUGGCUUAAAUCCCGUCUACAAUGAGGAGCCGUUCUUAUUCCGUAAAGUCGUGUUACCGGACUUGGCAGCACUGCGGUUUGCAGUUUAUGAUGAGAAUGGACGCUUGCUAGGGCAGAGAAUUGUUCCACUUGAUGGCCUGCAAUCUGGAUAUCGGCAUAUUGCUCUACGCACAGAAGCUAACUUUCCAAUGUCCCUGCCAAUGCUAUUCUGCAAUAUUGAGAUUAAAAUUUACGUGCCAGAUGGAUUUCAAGAGUUUAUGGAUGCAUUAACUGCACCUCGAGCUCCGAGAAAAACAGAAAUAACAUCCCAAGCAAGAUUACGAGGCUUAGGAAUGGAUGAGGGUGACAGAUUUCCAGGCGAUUCUUCACAAUCGCGACAACUGGAAACUGCUAAACCACGAGAAAUAAUGGAAUUUGAACCGAUCACGGUGGAGUCACUGCGCCAAGAAAAAGGAUAUCAGAAACUCGUUCGUAAACAACAAAAAGACUUGGAAUCUCUGAAGAAGCGGCAGCAGAAGGAGCGAAAUGCCGUGCAAAAACAGCAAUGUGCAGCUAUUGAGAAAUUGAUAAAAGGAAAAAACAAAGCCGACUUAUCGAGGGAUCCAAUCGUUCGCAGAGCUGUCUCAGAGCAGACAGCCCAGUGGUCACAUCUUGCUGAACGCCAGAGGCGUGAGGAACGUGACUUAAUACGCACUCAUUUGGAGGAGCGCCGUAUACAGCUGCGAAAGUUAUGCAUUGCAGCGCAAUCGAGUCAAACGAAACAACUUAUUGCUAGACACGAAAGAGAAAUUAAAGAGAUGAAUGCUAAACAAGCUAGAUCGUCAGUAGAGAGUACUAGGGAGGUGAUGAAUGAUAAAUCAUUGAAGACAAGGCAGAUUAAGGAGGGAAGACUGCGCGAGAAGCAGCAGAAUAACACAAAGAAAUUUAUGGAAGAACGCAAAAUGGCACAAAUUAUACAAAAUCGGGAGAAGGAAAAAUUGAAGAUGAUACAUAAUGAACAACUGGAGGAGUUGCAGAAGGAAAUGAAUGGGGUGUUGGAGAUGCACAAAAAUGAGGAAAUUGAGUAUGAGCUGGGUCCAAAGAAUGAGUUCUAUGUGUGAUUACUUGCGCCGAUGCUUAGUCCAUUCGCCGCAUAGUCUAUAGCUUAAAAUAUAAAAGUAAUUUAAAAGAGAAUCUUCAAAUAAUUAACUAUUAUCGUUGAAUUAUUGGAAUUGGGAACAAGUAAGAUCUUUGCGUUAGUACGGUCAUCCUUAAGCUUGUGCUCGGUGGCCAUAUCACUCGGCGUCUUGAAGAUUUAGAAAAUGAUAUUGAAAUAGAACCAAGAAAUUUAACAUUAUAGAAAUGAAACUUUAAAAUGAAAUGAUACACGAAAGCACAUAUUAUUACUAUGAAUAUCUGUAAGUAUUUCCUCAAUAUUUUUUUAUAAAGGUCUCAUUCCACGUGACAAACGUGAGUAGGUGUACGAGAUCGAGCAGUCAAUAAUUGAAGAAAAAAGUGAUCUAGUCGAAAUCUUUUUAGUAUAAUUUUCGAGAUAUUGAAAAAUGAUGAAAACUUGUAGACGAGUCGUCUGUAUUGCGCCAUCACCAUCUCUUGGAUUUUUAGAUGCAAAAAUAUUGUUAUUAUAUAAUAUUGAAUUCUAUUCAUUAAAAUAAAUUGAAGUGAAUGAAAAACAAGUGGACAUUUGCUUUUUUUAAUGAAUGAGUUUGGUUAAUGGUGCUAAUAAAUUAGCAAUUUGCUUCCGAAUGGAUCACUCCGACGUGUCACUCCUCUUCACAUUACUUUUUGUUAUUUAUUUGGUCCCAAAAUCUUUCAAUAAACAUUAAUUCUUAAUUAAA
Diachasma alloeum is the source of this 4389-nucleotide messenger RNA. RefSeq names its product 1-phosphatidylinositol 4,5-bisphosphate phosphodiesterase. Gene Ontology annotation, biological process: lipid metabolic process; phosphatidylinositol-mediated signaling. The record is from RefSeq and is a predicted model, not a curated record. Gene Ontology annotation, molecular function: calcium ion binding; phosphatidylinositol-4,5-bisphosphate phospholipase C activity. The transcript has 19 exons. NCBI's taxonomy places the organism in Eukaryota, Metazoa, Arthropoda, Insecta, Hymenoptera, Braconidae. Bases 346 to 3654 code for a protein of 1102 amino acids.